Molecule: messenger RNA, 4896 nt
Organism: Knipowitschia caucasica
Lineage: Eukaryota; Metazoa; Chordata; Actinopteri; Gobiiformes; Gobiidae
Source: the annotation of a GenBank genome assembly
AUGUUCUGCUCCAGGGCCGGCCUCACGGACCACAACAUCCAUGCCGACAGGUUGGAAAAGCACCAGUGUCUGCAGCAGCUGGACAGUGUGAUGUUGUUGGUGGCCGCUGAAGUGUGGGAUGGGAAUGGAGCGUUACACAGCUGUUGCGUCAUGCCGGAGCGCAUUCCACAUGUGGAAACGCGAUCGAUCACCCUUGAACCUGGACCAGAGCAGUGGCAGCAGAGAGCCAAGAUGAGUGUGACAUCCUGGUUCCUGGUGAGCAGUGGGGGCACACGUCACCGUCUGCCCCGGGAGAUGAUCUUUGUCGGACGGGACGACUGCGAACUCAUGCUACAGUCCCGCAGCGUGGACAAACAACACGCAGUCAUCAACUAUGAGCCGGGGACAGAUGAGCACAAGGUUAAAGAUCUGGGCAGUCUGAAUGGGACAUUUGUAAAUGAUGUCCGCAUUCAGGAGCAGAUGUACAUUACUCUGAAGUUGGAGGACAAGCUGAGGUUUGGCUAUGAUACCAACUUGUUCACUGUGGUUCAGGGGGAACUCACCGUGCCAGAGGAAGCACUCAAGCAUGAAAAGUUCACGAGCGGACUCCAGCUCAGCAAAAAGCCAAAUAGUGAAACCACUGCUGCAGCCACCACUGUCAAAUCUCCUGCUAAGACUCCCACGAAGGCACUUAAGUCUCCCAGUAGCAGCACCCAGAGGCCACUUGAUGGGGCCACUUCCUCUAAAGAGUCAUCAGUAAAACCAGCAGACACUCAGAAACCAGAGGACAAGAUAGGAGGGGAUCUGGCCACCUUGCAUCGUGGGACACCGCUGUAUGGACAACCUUCAUGGUGGGGGGACGGAGAUGCAGACGACGAAAACUCAUUCAAACAGGAAACAAAAUCCUGCAGCAAACAACACGACGACACACUUUCAGACUGCAAAGAAGCGCCACAAAAGGAGAGGACUAAAGAGGACAGUCUACAUGCAUCCAGUCUCUUUGAUAUUCCAACCAAGGAGAAUCACAUGGCCAAUAACGGCAUCCAUGAAAUUCCCACUAAGGACACAGAGGAGCAAACUGCAGCUCAAGGCCACGCCUCCUUCACCAUAGAGUUUGACACCACUUCACCGGGGAAAGUCACCAUCAAGGACCAUGUCUCCAAGUAUACACCCGAACAUCCCCGACCACGGUCCAAAAAGAGUGGCCCAGGAAGUGGAGGGGCGAGUACAAGGGAUCUAAGCACACUACAGGCUGCAAUGAUUGCAUCUGAAAGCAAGGUGGCAGAUUGGCUGGCACAGAACGACCCCACACUCAUGCGAAGUGAAUCUACAGAGGAGGACAGCAAGAGCAUCAAGAGUGACGUUCAGGUGCAUCUAAAACGGUUGAAAGGCAGCAAACACGAGGACGGUACUCAAAGUGACUCUGAAAAUGGACUCGGCCUUCGCUUUGCCAGCCGUCGCCACGCGCUGGAGGAGCGGCUGAAAGCAGCUCACAGCCAACCGGGAGCAGGGGCAUCUGGAAGUUUAAAUGUCAGCGGGUCUCGAACAUCUGGCUCUCGCACUUCUUUUAUGAUCGAGUUAUACGAUGAGGAAAACCCACGCAAGAGACGGUCCUAUUCCUUUUCCCAGACUGCACCUCUUCUAGCAGGUGGCCCAGGUGCAGAGGGGCUCUACCCACACCCCCCCACGCAUCCAAAAGUGUUCAGCAUAUCCACCUCGGCAACAACAGCAUCAGACUCAGGCAAAGUUCCUGCUCCAAUUUCAGCUACGGUGACAGUGGGAGCUCCCAAUGCUGCUCGUGUCCUUCUCAAACAGAGGUCAGAAGAUCCAAGUAUCAAGAGUACAGCCAGCACAGGACUCGCCACAGGAAGCCCCACAAGUCCGAGCGAAGACACCUCCACCAGAGAAGCACUGACCACCGGGGCAGCCGACGAUGACCACAGCGAUAAGGGGACGUACACUAUCGAGCUAGAAAACACUAACCCAGAAGAGGAAGAGGCCAGGCGCAUGAUCGAUAAGGUGUUUGGUGUGCAGUCAGACCAGGGCUCCUCAACGCUGACCAAACCCCAGGAAGGCAAAGAAUCAACCGAAACAAUAAAACAGUCUCUAGCUGGCGACUCAAGCUGGGUCUCUCAGUGGGCUAGUCUGGCUGCCAAUCACACCAGAACUGAUCCAGAAGGUUCAGGAGCAGAGACCACAACCUUUUCGCAUAAAGAAAGAGGAGCAGAUAACACUGAGUCAGGUUCACCAUUCAGCAAACAUGACUCCUCUUCCUGUCUGAGCGACCGUAAACGCAGGACGCUUCCCCAGCUUCCUGGGGAUGACCUGUUGGGGAGAUCCAAAGCUGUGGGACAGAGGUCUGAGAUUGGAGAGAAACAGGAUAUAGAGCCCCCAGAAAAACCAAACAAAGCCCAGCACACUUCCAGCAGCUCAGAGAGGAGAAAGAGGUCUGCAGAAAGGAAAGCAGGCGGGGGUGAGGCAGCGAAGGCACUUGUACGCCAGGGAAGCUUCACUAUUGAGAAGUCCAGUGCCAGUGUGCCUGCUGAGCUCAUCCCGCGCAUAAACAGAGGUGCUAGUGGGCGAGAUCGCAGUGACUCUGUGGGAAGCAUGGACACGGCUACUCUCCUGAAGGACACUGAGGCUGUCAUGGCCUUUUUAGAGGCAAAGCUAAGAGAUGAAAACAAACUAGACCAGAAGAACAGUAAGAGUGCCAAACCAGCUCAAGGAUCAGGUCCAGGCCUCUCCACACGCACAGACUCUAUCUCUCCUGAGUCAGACAUAGACACAGCGAGUACAGCCAGUCAGGUCACAGGGGAGGCUGAUCGAAGGACAGGUUCUGGGGGUUUCCAAAAGCGCCGCUCUUUCAGCAGUAUGCACAGAGAGAAGAGCAACAUGAGCACCUCCUCUAAGACCAGCGUCACUAAUGCCAGUGCCAGAGACCGUCUAGAGAAAAAGGCGAAAACCAGACCCAUGGAUACAUCAACACGAAGGUCUGUUCAGCCAUCACCCGCCUCAAAAACUCGCCAACCUUCUUUGGACCUGACCGAUGAUGAUCAGACAUCUUCAUUCCCCAUCUCUGACAUUCUCUCCUCAGACCAAGAGACUUACUCUGGCCCUAGUUUUGGACAUUCAGCACAAAGACGUGGCCAUGCAGAAGACAAUGUCAGUAAAUUUGAUAGCAAAUCCAGUAAAAAUUCUAUUGGUAGUUCCUCAAGAGCAAAUCGCUGUGUGCCACCAGCCUCUACCUCCACUGUGAACAAGCAGGGCUCACUGCCUCAACCUCGGCCCACCAGAGCCUCCCUGCUCCGCCGUGCCCGGUUGGGGGACACCUCAGACACAGACCUGGCUGACGCAGACCGAGUAUCAGUGGCAUCAGAAGUAUCCACCACUAGCUCCACCUCCAAGCCCCCCUCGGGUCGGAAGGGACUGUCCCGGCUGGACUUGCUGGCACAGCCUCGAAGGACUCGCGUCGGCUCUAUCUCUGCCCGCAGCGAUUCAGAAUGUACAAUUGCCCGAAAUUGUGCCUCUUCCCCCCGAAUGACUAAUGAGACGGCUCUGCGCCUGGGAUUACGUUCAUCAACACCCACAGAAAAUAAGUUAACACCCAGAAUGAGAGCCAACAGUGUGUCCAAACUGAAUGAGACCAAGACUAAACCUAUUACAGCUGGCUACUGUUCGCCCACAGAAAGCUUUCAGCCCAGUCAUGAGGGCUGGACUGCAGAAGAGGAAGUGCUGGUGGCCAGUAGCAGUCGAUGGAGGCGGUUACCACCAGAGUAUGGCUCCACAUCAGAAGAAGAGUUUGGGUCCACCAGGACUUCCUCAAAACACGGAGGACGACCACACCUCCGCCCGCAUCACCUGGUGUCACAUCGCAGCUCAAAACUCGGCACAAGCCCAGUAUCCAGCAUGGUAACUGGGUCAAGUGGAGUAAUGAAACAUCGCAUGAAAGAGCAAGAAGAAUACAUCAAGGACUGGACCGCACACAGCGAAGAGAUCGCAAGGUUGUUCCCAUGUGUGCGCAGGAUCAGCCAAGACCUGGCCAAAGAUCUGGCCCUUUUAGCGCGUGAGAUCCAUGAUGUCGCGGGUGAGAUUGACUCGGUCAGUUCAUCUGGCACCGCCCCUAGCACCACAGUGAGCACCGCCGCCACCACCCCAGGAUCAGCCAUCGACACCAGGGAGGAGUUGGUGGACCGUGUGUUUGAUGAGAGUAUUAACUUCAGGAAGAUUCCUCCUGUCAUUUCAUCAAAUAAACCUCCAGAGAGUAAUGGGAAGCCGAUAGAGCUCCGCCCCCGCGCUCCCGACAGUCUAGAGCCGCGAGCUUUACGAAGACGCACCUGGAACCGAGAGGAUGCAAUAUUGGACAGUUUGCUCAUUACAUCAGUUUCUCAACUUUCCACCAAAAUCAGACAAUCUGUUGACAAAACAGCGGGAAAGAUCAGGAUAUUGUUCAGAGAUAAAGACAGAAAUUGGGAAGAAAUUGAGAGUAAAUUGAAGUCGGAAAGUGAAGUACCAGUUUUGAAAUCUUCAAACAAGGAGUUCUCUGCCAUUCUACAUGAACUUAAGAGAGUAGAGAAGCAGCUACAAGUCAUCAACGUGAUGGUAGAUCCAGACGGGACUCUCGAUGCUUUGACAAGUCUAGGAUUGACCAGUCCAACGACCCCCACCAAGCCACUGAGUGUCACAACACCCACUCUUUCCACCAUCAACCUGGGGUCUCAGCCGCCCGCCAAAGAAACCCUCCCAGAGAUCCUCCCUGGAGCAGGGACAAUGAACAGCUCCAGCAGAGUCACAAGCUCCUCUGCCAGCAGCCAGGACACGGUGCGGGACUCUGGUCUGAGUCUUGGCUUCACAGGGGUCGGGACAAUGCCAUUCACUCGCAUGCGGCCAAACGGAGAAGAGGCCAUAGCACAGAAGUAA